AUGAACCGCCGGUUCCUGUACAUGCUGGUCAGAGCCUCCCCCUUGUGCGGCUCUUACACGCUGCGACGCACGAACCCGUCCCGCCUUUUCUACCCCAUGGACUCGCCGGAGCGCGCGGCGGCGGCGGCGGCGGCAGCAGCAGCAGCUGGAGCUGCGACGGCGGCGACGUCGAAGCCGGCGCCAACGGAGAAGCCGGUGGAGGACGCUCGACUGCCUCCGGCCACCACGACCUUCCGUUGCUACAACACCGACAGGCCGCACUUCGCGCUCCUAGGCCGCAAUAAGGACAAGAUCCUCGUCCUCGACGAGAACGAAGCCGUCAGCCGCGCCGUCCUGUACGACGACGCCUCGCGCUGCAUCCACAUGUUGCCCAGCCCGCGGGAGCCCAAGAUAGAGCCCUUCUCUGUCGCCGUCGGCGACAACCUGUACCUCAUGGAGGGGAAUCCUCAGGGCGACGAAGAUGACUGCGACGAGCACGAGCGAUCGCAAUACGAAGCUACCGUCGAGGCGCUUGUUCCCGGUGGCGAGGACUCGUACUGGUGGCGCUCCGUCCCGCCGCCGCUCUACGCCGCGCGGACGUGUAAUCUCAACGACGACGUCAGGGCCUACGCUGCUGUCGGCGAGUCCAGCAUCUGGGUGUCCACGGAUUUAUACUACGGCACGUUCGCCCUUGACACGGCGAGCGGGGCGUGGAGCAGGGCCGGCGACUGGCCGCUGCCGUUCGAAGGGCGCGCCGAGCAUGUCCCGGAGCACGGCGGCCUCUGGUUCCGCCUCUCUGACAGCGGCAUCCUCCACGCGUGGGACCUUCGCGCCGAAGGCAGGCCGGCGGCGCGGCGCACGUGCGGGCAUAUCGCCGACAUGGCCGAGGGGCUCUUGGUUGGAUCGGAGGUCGCCCACCUUGGCGACGGGCGGCUCUGCGUCGGAAGGCUGUUUGAGGUAAAACAAGAAGGAUCACGCGAGCACUGCACCUGCUGCCGCUACCACUGGAGGCCUUCGCGCGUCUUCGCCAUGUUCACCGGCGUGGAGGUGGAGGACGCCGGCGACGGGACGUUACACCUGAUCGAGCACAAGUCGUGCAGAUAUAGCUUAGGCGUAGGCAAGUCCGCCCAGUUUGUGUUCUAGUUUAUUUCAGAGCAUUUUAGAUUGAUUGUAUUUUCUACUCCAAAAAUAGUUCCAACAAGGGAGAGUGAUAAUAAGAGAGAGUUGGUAGAAAU
Molecule: messenger RNA, 1214 nt
Organism: Lolium perenne
Lineage: Eukaryota; Viridiplantae; Streptophyta; Magnoliopsida; Poales; Poaceae
Molecular function (GO): protein binding
Source: RefSeq, a predicted model, not a curated record